AUGUCAGACGAUACGACACGGCAACCCGCAGCCACAGAAAAGGCUUUCACAUCAGAGCAAUGGAAGGAUGCCGAAGCGACACACGCAAAGGCACCUGAGAAUGCAAAUGUCUACGCCGCUGCAGCAUCACAGCACACCGCUGGUGGCUCGGCCGCAGAUGUCACCCUUACAGACGCUGCAAAGACCAUCAAGAUUGACGACUUUGCCGAUCUACCCAAGAAGCCAUGUGUCAGAGACUCUCUUCUUACUGGAAUGACUGCCGGAUUUGUAGUAGGCAGUUCGAGAGCCAUCUGGAGGGCACCGAUUCAGUCCGCCACGAACUGGGCUGUUGGAACCUUCGUCAUUGGAUCCGCCGCAAUGUACCAAUACUGCCAGCACAAGCGUCUGGCCGAGAAGGAGGGCAUGACGCGUGCCAUGGAAAUCAUCGACCGCAAGCAAGUCGAGCGCAAGCAGAAAGAAGCCCGUCUGGAGAGGGCAAGGGAGUUGCGCCGUCAGAAGAAGGAGCAGGAGGAUAAUCAGAAGUUCGCCGACUUGAACUCGGGAAAUGUCACACCAGGCGAGCCCAAGCCUUCUUCGUGGAAGCUGUGGUAG
Messenger RNA from Aureobasidium subglaciale EXF-2481, 591 nucleotides. RefSeq lists its product as uncharacterized. Gene Ontology annotation, cellular component: mitochondrion; mitochondrial inner membrane. Gene Ontology annotation, biological process: mitochondrial respiratory chain complex IV assembly. The transcript is spliced from 2 exons. NCBI's taxonomy places the organism in Eukaryota, Fungi, Ascomycota, Dothideomycetes, Dothideales, Saccotheciaceae. Bases 1 to 591 code for a protein of 196 amino acids. The record is from RefSeq and is a predicted model, not a curated record.